Molecule: messenger RNA, 231 nt
Organism: Lactuca virosa
Lineage: Eukaryota; Viridiplantae; Streptophyta; Magnoliopsida; Asterales; Asteraceae
Source: the annotation of a GenBank genome assembly
AUGGGUUGCAGAUGCAGGCCAUUGGCGUUCUUAAUAAGCUUGCCAUUCGCUUUGAUUGCCUCAGUUUUGUCUAUCAUCGGCUCCAUCUUCUAUGUUUUUGGGAUAAUAUUGAGUUGCAUAUGCCCUUGCUGCAUCUGUUGUGUUCUGCUUGCAAAUCUUGCUGUAAUCCUUGUGAAGCUUCCUGUAGAUGUUGUCUUAUGUAAGAAGUUGUUCAUAUACGAUUUCUACUGA